AUGAGUGACAAUGAGGAAAUUCAAGGACAGGAAAAGACGGUCGAGACAAGUGGAAGUUCAGCCAGUGCAAAGGAUGAUAAGCAUGAAAGUUAUGAAAGAAUUCUCGAACUGAAACGUAACAAGAGGUCAAAAAAAACAGCAGUGACUAAAGUCCGACACAGUUUGGAAAGAUUAUGUGCAAAAAAAGGUGAGCUUGACAUUCAAUCAAUAGAAGGGCAAAUUGAAGGUUUAUGGGAGUUGCUAGAGCAAAGCAUGAGUGUUAUGGAUGAGCUCAGUCAUGCUUAUAUGCAAAUUGGUAAACAUGACAGUAAUGCAACAACGAACACAGAAGCAGAAAAUUUUGAAUCUGAAACAUUACAAGCAAUUGAAAGGGCGGAGGGUGCAAUUAACGAAUUUUUGCAAGUAAAAUCAAAACAAUCAAGUGAACCAGUCAGUAUUGUAAACACUCAACACACACCAACAAGUCAACAGAAUCUGUUAGCAGCAGAAAAUAAUACGGGAAAUAACGUUGGGGUAUCAAAACAUAAGCUUGACCCACUUAAAGUGCCUGUGUUCGAGCGUGAUAAAACACGUUUCGAGGACUUCUGGGGACUAUUCAGUAGUUUAGUGGAUAGCGGGAACGAGCCAGCCAAUAUAAAAAUGGCCAGAUUGCGUCAGAGUUUAAAAGGAACUGCGCUUGAAGCGAUCCGAGGGUUGGGGGUUUCUUUGCCUGAAUACGAGGAGGCUAAGGAAAUUCUGACGACAAAAUUUGGGGGGCGAAGGCGACAAUUGCAGGCUUAUAUGGAUCAGCUAGAGGCAAUGCCUUCCCUGAAGGGUAGUGAUGUGCAGGGCUUUGAGAGAUUUGCAGAUCUUGUCCGGAUAACCGUUGUUAAGUUGCAGGCAGAGG
Paramuricea clavata is the source of this 886-nucleotide messenger RNA. NCBI's taxonomy places the organism in Eukaryota, Metazoa, Cnidaria, Anthozoa, Malacalcyonacea, Plexauridae. The record is from the annotation of a GenBank genome assembly.